This is a messenger RNA of Harpegnathos saltator (Jerdon's jumping ant), 2299 nucleotides long. RefSeq names its product trichohyalin. The record is from RefSeq and is a predicted model, not a curated record. The coding region runs from base 254 to 2290 and encodes 678 amino acids. The transcript has 5 exons. Lineage: Eukaryota; Metazoa; Arthropoda; Insecta; Hymenoptera; Formicidae.
GCUGCGCAAAAUAAUAUUCGUAGUAGUGUUUCGCUCUCUUUCUCCUCUUUCGACUAUCCGUUACCUUCACCCUCCGCUUUUGCCGCGAAACUCAUGAAUAAGGGUUGGGACAUUCACCUGGGGUUGGGGGACUGCGACUUUUCCUUAACAACAGCAGCAGACACGCAUAAACAAGACAAGCAGGCACUGUCUGCGAUAUUAGCCGAUCGAUGUGAACAGCGAAAGAAGGCAACUGUUGAUCAAACUGACAGACAUGGUGCAAUUCGACGACGAAGCGAGGCAGUUAAUGAACGAGAUGAUGAAGGUGACGAUCCUCCAGCCGUCCGAGAAGCGCCGGAUGCUGGAGGAUGACAAGAAAACCUUCCUCGAUCCGAAUAUAAUUAUGGACGCGCGGCACAGAAUAUUUCGCGAAGAUCUGCACGAAUCUUUGAACAAAUCUGCUAUACUAGCGGAAGCCAGGAAAUUAUUGGCACAGGAGGAAAUGAGGGAACAGCAGCUGAAGAAAGAACAGGCUUUCGUGGAGAGGGAAUUGCGCAAAUUUGAGCAGGAUUUGCAAAAGUAUCAUCCGAAAUCUUGCGGGCCGUACACAUGCAGCAAGAAAAGCAUAGCUAAUUCGAGUGACGAGGAUUUCUGGAAGACGCCCGGUAGAGUCAAGCGAGUUCUCGUUAACAAGAGAAAAGGCAAAGCAGCCGAGCGAAAGGUGGCGGUAGUCAAGAAAGGGAGCAAGCAGGCAUUCGCGGAAGUUUCCGCUGCAGAGUCGAAGGACGCUGGUCAAUGUCCGAUAAAGGAGAUCGAAGGAGCACCCUUUGGUAGCAUCAAGGUGACCAUCAAAGAUAAGCCAAGCUGCGUGUCGAAGGAGCAACGGUCACGCAUCCUGAAAUCAUGCUUCGAUAUCCUGCGGGAGAACGCGCGAGACAAGCGGCGUCUUCGGGAAAUCAAAUUUAACAUCCAGGACAUUAUAUCUCGAGGAAGACUGAGGCGAUGUGUUCGCGUGUGGAGGACGCAUGUGGAGACCACGAAGAGGACUCGACAUGAGGAAAAAACAAACACAAAGGACUUCGAUGCUAGCAAGAUUGACACGUUCAUUAACACUAUCGUGGAGACGCAGGAAUUGAUAAAGUGCCGUAAAGUGAAUCCAAAAGAUCCUUCUUCGAGAGAUGGCAACGGAACGAGGGAUGGCAAGAAAAGAAUUCCAUCCUGUAAGCCGUUCGUCGUCGAGUCGCCGGCGCAGAAUCGCUUGAACGCUCAGAAGGAGAUUAUACGUAAGCAGAAGCUGAAACUGACCGAGCAGACUAAGCUUAUCGAGGAGCUGAAGUUGAAGCAGGUGCAGGAAGAGAUAACAAGGUCCGGUGAGCAGACAGUGAACGCCGCUAAGGAGACGCUGAUGCAUUGCGGUCAACAGACUAGAAGAACACUGAUCCAAUUAAUGAGACAAGCGGGUUACAGGGACAAGUCUCUGACGGCGCCGCUGCGCGUGCCGAGUCCACCGCAAUUUUUGGCGCGGAUGGAGGCGCGAGCUGAAGCGAGGCGGAACAGGGUAAAGUUGCGUGAAGAAGCGCGGCGGAAGAAGCUGGAGGAUGAGAGGAGGAAAGAAGAGGCCGCCCAGAGGGAGGAAGAGCGUGAGAGGAGAAGAUUGCAACUAGAGGCCCAGCGCGAAGUAAGAAGAAUGCGCGAGGAACGGGAGCAGCAGCGAGCACGCGAGAUAGAAAGAUAUAAGAAACUGAACGCCAUGGCGGAGGCGUUUUAUCGCAAGCACCUGUUGCGACGUUACGUAAUGCAGCCGUUCGUCGCACUCGUCGAAAGGAAGACCAAUUAUAUUAGCAAAGCGAACGACCACUACGAACGGCGUCUACUGCGUAAAGCGUUCAUCGGCUGGAGGACGGAGACGGAACAUCAAGGUGAAAUCAAGAUCGAAAUGGCCACGUCGUUAUACAACAGAAAUAUAACGUGGUGCGUGCUACAACAGUGGAAGGAAUUCACGAAAGAGGAAAAGAGAAAAAAGCAAGUGGCAAAGGACUUGUUUGACAUGAGACUGCAAACCAAGUGUUUCAAACUGUGGAAGAUAAAGACCGUGGAAUAUAAAGUGAAGCGACUCAAGAACGAGCGUUUGGCCUCGGAGUACUACAAGGAAAAAUUGAAGAUAAAAUACUUUCACAUGUGGAAACGAUAUCCCGAGAUAGCGUCCGCUAUCGCGGAGAGCGAGCGUGUAAAAAACGCUUGGCGAAAAAUAGUGCAAGAAGUGGUGCCAGAUUUCGAUCCGGGACAGAGAGGUGUAUUAAUAGAGGACUAAUAAGAGGGA